UUCAUUACGAGAAAGCUACUGCUUUUUCCUUUUUCUAAUCAAGUUUUAUCGAUGUCUCAAAGGGUUUGAUUGUUGUUCAUUAGCGCCUAACAUCACAGGAAACGAAGUUCUUCUCUGAGUUUGAAAAGAAGAUCAGCGUCCUCGAGCUCGCCAAGCGAAACAUUUACAGGUUUCGAACUGUGAUCAUUCCGUGUCAGUCAUGAACCAGUGAUCGCAUCAAUGAUUCCAUCUACCACUAUCUUUGGUUGUGGGGAGAGGGAGAAGGGGAGCCAUGGAGAGACAGAGUCGAGGAGGAUCUCUCUCUCUCUCAACCCGCAGGCGCAGUAAAUGCGUUGGGGGACGGUGCCACGGCCCACCCUCCUCCACUCUCCAUCUCUCCCUCUCUCUCUUUCCUCUGGACGCCUUUCUCCAUAAAGAGGAAUUCAACGCCCCCCAUUAAUUGCAGUUAGAUGCCAACAACACUCACCCCCAAACCCUCCCCUUCUCCCUCCGCGAGCCCCUCUUCUUUAUUCCCAUCCUUCCCCACAAUGACCCCUGAACCCAACCCACCAAUAUGUCCUCCCAUGCCGAUGGUGGUGGUGGUGGUGGUGGUGGUGGCGGAGCAGGCGGUGGCCUCUCUUCCUUCCUGCAGCAGAACUUCAGCAACCUCGGCCUGGGCUAUGCCAUCGCCAUCGCACUCGGCUUCCUCGUCCUCCUGUCCACCGUCCUCCUCGCCUCCUACAUCUGUUGCCGUGCCCGCCGCUCCUCCGUCCUCCCUUCUACCUCUAACCCAUCUGCCCACCGAGGGGUGGUCCUCCCCAGUAUCGUCUUCGUGGCCGAGGACGAUGAGGAGAGGGGCGGCGAUGGAGGCGCCGACUCCGGCGGCAUUGCGGGCCUCGAUCCCUGCGUGAUAGCGACGUACCCGAAGUUCGCCUUCUCAAAGGCGAAGGACAGGUCGUUUGGUGAUGGGGUCUGCUCCAUCUGUUUGAGUGAUUACAAGGAGGGGGAGAUGGUGAGGAUGCUGCCGGAUUGCAGGCACUUCUUCCAUGUGGGGUGCGUAGACUCGUGGCUGAGACUCAAUGCGUCGUGUCCCAUCUGCCGUACAUCGCCGCUGCCGACGCCGGUCUCCACGCCUCUGUCGGAGCUCGUGCCCCUUUCGCAUUACCCGGUGAACUCAAGGAGGUGACCUCUGGUUUUAGAUUUGGGAAAAAAUUCCCCCCUUCUUCGUUUUUUUUCUUCGUUUAAUGAAAUGGGGGUUGUGUUAGAGUUUUUGAGAAGAUUGGGGAUUUGGGGUGGGAAUCUGGGAUUUUGGUGUUUGUGUACAGGGUGGUCUUAGAGCAUGAAGUUAGACGCGCAUACCGUUGUUUGAUCUUUGGUUGGUCCAGUAAUCUUCUUGGAAUGGUAGAAAUUGUUUGGCUCUCUCUCACUUUCUCGCGCUCUUUUUCUCUCUCUCUGCGCGUCCUGUAACUGUUAUAAUGGUGGAGUGGAUGGAGAGAAGACAGUUUGAUGUGCUUUUUCUUGUCAGAAUUUGGUAUUUUGGUAUUCGUGUUGAAUAUUGAUACAGGAAGUUCGCGCUUUUUUCCUUCCUUAUGUUUAGGCCAUGUAGGGUAUGAAUGAAGAUGAACGAAUUGUUCAAAUUUCAUUGUAGUUGCUGUCGAUUCUCCCCUUGAUUAUGUUAUCUUUUGCAACCCGAGAUGGAAUGUAAAGUACUCCGGUGCCUGUUUGGCUCAUAUUAUCCACAGUGGUCAUUCUCUUUCACAGGUUUGAAUAAAACAAAAUUACUUGAUUC
This is a messenger RNA of Nymphaea colorata (pocket water lily), 1768 nucleotides long. RefSeq names its product RING-H2 finger protein ATL67-like. Gene Ontology annotation, molecular function: transferase activity. The transcript has a single exon. The record is from RefSeq and is a predicted model, not a curated record. Bases 554 to 1165 code for a protein of 203 amino acids. Gene Ontology annotation, biological process: protein ubiquitination. Lineage: Eukaryota; Viridiplantae; Streptophyta; Magnoliopsida; Nymphaeales; Nymphaeaceae.